GCCCGGCCAAUGCCGACGCUCGUGUGGCAGAAUCUCGGAAUUGAUCCACUUGGCAAGAGUGGGAAGAUUGAAGAGGACGUUCAGGAGCAUUUUGCUGCCACUGUGCCACAGUGGUGGAAAGGUCUCCGACUUUCUUCCGGGAAAAUGAACAAUGUCCAGCUCAAAAACUUCCAAGUUUCUACCUUGAAGGCGCAUCCACAAUGGCGGCACCCUCGUCUUCGUCCCGCAUCAGCCUCCUCCUCAUCCUGGCUGCGGUCAGCCUGCUUGUCGGUGGCGCCUUUGCUGCAGAAUGCAGCCAAUGCACCAAGCAGUGCAGCGCAGUCGUGAGUGGGCAAACCGACUGCCCGUAUCCGCCAAGGGACAAGACUUACGAGUACUUCCUGUUUGUGCUCCAGUGGCCAGGAACCUUUUGCAAGAGAGACAACAGCUGCUGUGAUGGCAGGUUCCCCGAUGGCGUCGACUGGACCAUCCACGGUCUCUGGCCUGAGAAGUCCCAGAACUGCUACCCCUACUGCUGCGACCUCAGGAGCGUGAAGUACACCCCCCAAGCGGUUACCUCGCUGAAGGCCGACCUCAGGAAGUACUGGCCCACGCUGAGCUGCUCAAACACCGACGACUCUUUCCACAGCAACGAGUGGGACAAGCACGGCACGUGCAUGCUCGCCGCACUGCGCAACCAGUCGUCGGUCCUCGUUUACUACUAUUUCGAGCGGGUUUUGGACCUCUAUGAACAGCUCCCCCUCGGCAAAAUCCUUGCGGAUGAAAACAUCAAAGCCGACAACAGAAAGACGUACUCCCCAGCUAAAAUCAUCGCCGCCAUUGAAAAGUUCACUGGCGCCACGCCAGACUUGGCCUGCGCCGAGAACGGAAAGCUCCUCGACGAGGUGCAUUUCUGCCUCGACAAUGAUUUGAAGACGUUCUUCAACUGUCCGCUAGGUGAGGGAGACAGGAAGAAGUGCGGCCCCAAGGUUCGCAUCCCCGAACUGGACACGGUGUUGGUCCAGUAAGCUGGCGGUGGAGCUGUACCAUAAGAGUUAACCAUAUUUUAGAGUCUUGGUUGAGAGUUUGACUUUUGCUUAGUAACUAGCCGUCUUGGAGCUUUUUUUGACAGUGGAGUUGUGGUUUAGGAGCUCUUGGAAGGGUUUACGAAUGACGUUCCCACCACUGAGAUGACUACAGCUUUGGCUGAUAGCGUGUGACUGUUGAAUACUAAAUAUUAAACCGGUGUGAUAUAGCUAACCACGUUUCGCAGUCUAUGUUUGAGAAAACGACCGUUGGUUAGAAAGUAGCCGUACGGUUUUGGCUAUCUUUGACAUUGGAAGUUGUUGUUGCGGGACUGUAGAAGAAUCUCCCACACGAGUCCCCGACUUGAGAUGGUUACAUUUUGGGAUGGUAGGAUGCAAGCAAUGACUUUCCUUAAACAAAUCUGUAUUGAGAUCAGUCGAUGUCGAGUACUGUAGAUCUGAUGGGGCGUCCGUUUCCGUGCCCCUUGCUUUUUGUGGCAUUUUUGUGCCGGCGUUGUAAGUUGCUGCUUCGUGAAGUAGAGCAGAACGGUAGCAGGGUGUCAGCCGCUCUCAGCAGUUGCAGAUACGUUUUGACCAAGAACUGGACGUUGAGUUUGUCAGGCGUUGACUGCUUCGUAUGGGUUGAGCUUGUGCAUUAGGCGCCACGUCAUCUGUAAUCUGUUGAUUGAAAGCUUCUUCUCAUGCUCAAACUUCAAAACCUGUCG
Klebsormidium nitens is the source of this 1729-nucleotide messenger RNA. Lineage: Eukaryota; Viridiplantae; Streptophyta; Klebsormidiophyceae; Klebsormidiales; Klebsormidiaceae. The record is from the annotation of a GenBank genome assembly.